CACCAUAUUCGGUCCUCUCCACCUCCGUGUCCCCUCCCGGUGCUCCGCUCACACCUCCUCACUAUUAUUCGGUCCCCUUCAUCAUCCCCGUCACCAUUACAGCCUGAGGAGAAGAAGAAGCCGCGGCCUUGGGUGUACUUCCCGACAUGCCCCGCGAACGACGAUUCUGAUUGGAUGGCGGCGGAAGGCGGGAAAUCUGAGCGGAAGUCGGAGCCCGGAAGGUGGAGGAGGAGACGGCUGUGACAGGGAGAGGGAGGGCGGCGACAUAAUACUUAUUUUAUGUCUCUGUUUUCCAGCUGUGGCGACAAUGAUCAGGGGUCAGACAGGAGACAGGAUGAAGCUGGAGCAGACAGGGGCCGGCGGAGGAGCCGCGUGUUUUGGACAACAUAAGUACAGUGCGGAGGAAUAUCAGGCGAUACAGAACGCUUUGCGUCAGAAGCUCGGACCAGAAUACAUCAGCAGCAGGCAGGCGGGAGGGGGACAGAAGGUUUGUUACAUUGAGGGGCACAGGGUGAUCAGCUUGGCCAAUGAAAUGUUCGGGUACAACGGAUGGUCGCAUUCUGUAACGCAGCAGAACGUGGAUUUUGUAGAUCUCAAUAAUGGAAAGUUUUACGUCGGAGUUUGCGCUUUUGUUAAAGUCCAGUUGAAGGACGGCUCCUUUCAUGAAGACGUUGGUUACGGUGUCAGCGAGGGUCUUAAGUCUAAGGCUCUUUCUUUAGAGAAAGCACGGAAGGAAGCCGUAACGGACGGGCUGAAGCGGGCUCUGAAGUCCUUUGGGAACGCUCUUGGAAACUGCAUAAUGGACAAAGAAUACCUCCGCGCUGUUAAUAAGCUUCCAAAAUUGCCUCAGGGGGAGCUGGAUUUGGCUCAGACGAAGCGCAAGGACUACGAUGCUACACUUGAAAAGGCACGGUAUAAUAGUUUCCGUGAAGAACAGAGAUCUGUAGACCGGACUCAUCGUGACUUGACGGUCCAGGAAAACAACAGCGGCAGUGACCAGUCACCUCCUGAACUUCAUCAAGAGGAUUAUACAAAGAUUAACAAUGAGAACAGCCACAGAGGCCCCAGUCCUGAAUGUGGAUCAGAAGGUCUGGUAGCUCAGUCGGAGAUGGAUGCCUUAUAUCAGCGCAAACUGCGGCAAAAGCAGAUGCAGCAGCGAUUCCGCGAGGAGAUGGAGAAAAAGCAAAUACGGGAUCUUGCAUCUUGCGUGGAUCCAGUACAAGGGGGAGUAUCUAAUGCCCCAAGAGUCCCCCCGAUAGGUCACAGCACGCCGGCAUCUGAACAGGCCGCUUCCGCAUCCCUGGAUGAGUAUCUGGCAGAUGACCCAGAGUUUUGGGACGUCCCAGUAGACUCUGUAGAGGUUGACAGCUUCUCAAAGGGAGCCCCGCAGGCAGCGGCUGCAUCUUCCUUAUCCAGGCCCGCAACCCCCCUGGGACAUCACAAGAUGAUGACACGAAGCAAGACACCGCAGAGGCCGAACAGUGAGCGGCAACCAAUGAGGACCAUGUCGUGGAACCAGAGCCUCGGGAACACGAGUGGACAGCAGCAAAUAGGUAAAAGCCCGUACCGCCCCAACCAAGGCCUGUACAUGAAGAAGAGGAAGCUGGAACCCUCAUGACUGGCACAGUCACCGCAGACCUGACCCCCCGAAAUAACCCUCAGACUCAGACGCCGUUCACUGCCUGCCAUCCGCCACCAUUUUAUACAUACGGGUCCCUAAAUUCUGCAUCUGAGGGACCUCGGCUUCAGCGCUAAACUGAGAUUUCGCUGGCGCAGAAUUGUGAAAGACGCUUCUAGUUUGUUUUUCUGAAAUAGUUUGGAAUAAUGACACUUUAUUCAUGUUUAAUAAACAGCAUUUUUAUUGUUUUUUAU
This is a messenger RNA of Hyla sarda, 1872 nucleotides long. It is a transcript of the gene RAD52, whose product is annotated as RAD52 homolog, DNA repair protein. The record is from RefSeq and is a predicted model, not a curated record. Bases 308 to 1618 code for a protein of 436 amino acids. Gene Ontology annotation, biological process: mitotic recombination; DNA recombinase assembly; double-strand break repair via homologous recombination. The transcript is spliced from 12 exons. NCBI's taxonomy places the organism in Eukaryota, Metazoa, Chordata, Amphibia, Anura, Hylidae. Gene Ontology annotation, cellular component: nucleus.